AUGCAGGAGUGCCAGGAGGUUAAAGCCCAGUUGGAGAUCAAGGAGGGAACACUCAGGUGCAGCGUCUUCGUUUGCUUCACCUCCCAGGAGCAGUCAGACCUCGACGAGACCCUCAUGGCCGCAAUCGCUGCGCGCCAUGCGCGCGAGAAUGGGCUGCAGCUCGCCGAUGUCCUAGCCAAGAUGCUGAAGGACGGCACCUUCUCCAUCGCUGCCCUCCACAACUACGGCCAUCUUCGGGCUGUGGGAGGCCGCUUGGAGACGCCCAUCAACCAGCGAAACUCCCAGGCCGCCGGCUUCAACUUUGUUAGUACGCCGGCGAUGGUCCCUGGUGAGAACGGCUUCUCGCCGAUCAUGACUUUUGGGAAGAUCGCCGCCACGCCGCGCCUUAUUGACGAGGAGGUUGGUCCGAGCUUCCGUGUGGCCGAGGAGACUCCUCGGGACCGCGCUGCGGAGAAGCUGGCCCGGGGGGCGAUGCAGCGUCAGAGGGAGUCCAAGCAGAACUCCAAGAAGGAGCGCUUGAAAGCUCUUGGGCUGACUCCCAACGCAAGCCCGUCGUCGAUGCGGACGACCCCCGCGUCUGUCGCCUCGAAGGUUACGCCCAUGACGCCCAUCGGACAGUUGCUGCAGCGUGCGCAGCGCAUGGCCCAGCGUGGAGGCCGCCUGCGCAUUGGCACCAGUCGGCCGGCGACAGAGGAGCGUGAGGCCAAAAGACCGCGUUCGAACUCCGUACAGAAGGCUACGCGGUCGGCUAUCCCCUCGGCGCUGAUGGCAGACCUCCUCUAG
This is a messenger RNA of Symbiodinium natans, 783 nucleotides long. Lineage: Eukaryota; Dinophyceae; Suessiales; Symbiodiniaceae. The record is from the annotation of a GenBank genome assembly.